This is a messenger RNA of Apiotrichum porosum, 3504 nucleotides long. RefSeq lists its product as uncharacterized. Gene Ontology annotation, molecular function: guanyl-nucleotide exchange factor activity. The record is from RefSeq and is a predicted model, not a curated record. Gene Ontology annotation, biological process: regulation of GTPase activity. The coding region runs from base 1 to 3504 and encodes 1167 amino acids. Gene Ontology annotation, cellular component: cytoplasm. NCBI's taxonomy places the organism in Eukaryota, Fungi, Basidiomycota, Tremellomycetes, Trichosporonales, Trichosporonaceae. The transcript is spliced from 3 exons.
AUGGCCGUGGCUCACAUCCCACUCUCCGAGGCAUUAAAUCGCACGAUCCUCGACCCCAUACCAGGCUCGAGGACCGUCUCGCCAGCAACACUACGCGCACCUGCCGGCCUCUCAUCCCCCUUCCGCCCACUCUCACCCGUUUCACGAUGCUCGAGCGCGAGCCCGUCUCCAUCGACUUCGGUUUCGUAUUACUCGGCCCAGUCCGACCUGAAUAGCAUCCCACGGCGCAGACCAGCACCAAUAUCCAUCCCGACUGGCACGGCCGACGACCCUCUCUUCUCUGCCUACCCCAUUAACUCCCAGCAGGCGACAAAGACCCCAGAUGUCCCACCCACACUGCAUUCCGGAACGGCGUUGCCUCGCAAGGCCAUGGAUGAAGAACGCCCGUGGCAGCAUCAUGACAACAGCACAGCCUCCAGUUCCACUCGUAAGGGCCAUGGACGAACAGAAUCGACCAUCAGCCUGUCGCGUCAUCGCUCUACUUCUGCCAUUGGUUUGGUUAAGAAGGCUCAGGAUCGGUUCGCCCAGUUUGGCACUCCCAAGCCUGCGGCCCAGUUCGACAACCGCCGCAGGGCGUCUUUCGACACUGGCGAGAAUGAGAUUGAGCGCUGGCGCGAGAUGGGCGAAGCAGCACAGCUUGAGAACAGCGUGCCAUAUGGCUACUCCAACCAUGACGGCUACACACUACAGUCUGUCAAGAUGGUCUCGGGUGUGCGCCCAUUGUCACCAGCACUCGUACCCCCGCGCAAAUCCAGCCUCGCCAGCACGGAGGAGUCGAUCGUGAGCUUCUCCACGCUGACAAUAUCGAACAAGGACGAGCUGUCCUUCGAUAAGCAACUCGAUGGCUCGUCGGUUGCCGACCGCGCGUCACUUGUGUCGGACACGCUGUCCUCUUCACCCAGCGCGAUGACGAAAUCACUCCCGUCCACAAAGACGUCCCUGUCCCGCAGCGCCCGCAGCGGCCAGGAAGGCGACGUUGACGCAAAGAAGAUCCAGCUCCAGCAAGUGAGCGCAAAGCUCUCAGCCGAAACGACCAAGGUGCUCCUUGACAAGCGUCGCAUGAUCUUGUUGGAGAUUGUGGAGACCGAGGUCACCUACGUCCAUGACCUCCGCUCGUUGGUUCACAUCUACUUGCCGCAGCUGGCUGUUCUCCCGCACGUCUCAGAGCGUAUCCACAGCCUCGUCGUCCGCAACACAACCGACCUCCUCGAGUUCCAUGUUCAGUUUGCUGCACACAUGGUCGACAUUCUCCGGUACUGCGGUAUCGGGUAUGAAACCACGGACGCUGAAACGGUGGACAAGGCCACUAUACGGUUCGCGGAAUUGUUUGUGCGAGAGGUGACGAGCUUCUCACUCUACAAUGAUUAUUGCGCCGGUUCGACUGCUGCUUCUGCGCUGGUUCGCAGCAUUGCCCACCGGUCCGACUACGAGGCGUUCGAGAAGCGCUGCCAGUUCAUCGCGUCUACAUCACCACACCCUACGCUGCGCGACAUUCUGCACCACCGUGUCCCCAAGCCGGCCCGCACGAGACUGCGCUUCAAGGACAUUCUCAUCACCCCGGUCCAGCGUGUGUGUCGCUACCCACUGCUCCUUGCGUCACUGCUCGCCGACGUCAACGUCAACAGGGAUGUGCCACCCACCCCAGUCAUGUCCGCCGUCGAGGCCGCGCAAGCUUCCAUGCGGGCCGUGGCCGAGAAUGCAGAUGACGCGAGGCAGCGCAAGGAGGCCGAGCUCAAGACGAUGAACGUUCUUGACAGGCUAGAACCUCACCCUACUGUCAACUACGACUUUGUCCGUCGCCUCGGUGUCUGUCGGCUCAUUGGCGCGCUCGAUGUGCUUUACCACCACCCCGUGCAUGCCCCACUCGUGCAGCCGCCUGUCAAGGUCAAGUACCUCGCUGCCUUCCUGUACCGGGGCUACCUCAUCCUGGCCAAGAUCAGGCGCGGCAAGACUUUCGAACUCAAGCAUUACCUUCCCCUCGAAGCGUUUGAGCUCAUUGACAUUACAGAAGGCUUUCUUCCCCAUUCCAUACGCCUCACCCUGCGCGAGCAUCACUUCGACCUCGCUGCCACAUGUGACGCUGAGAAGGAGCUCUGGGCCGCCGAGCUGUGCGCUGCCCGUGACGAGAGCUCUGUCCCACCGUUUGAACUUCCCUCGAGCGUGUCCCUGUUUGCACCGCGUGACCGCCACUCGUCGGCCACCAUUUCCGAGGAGGCGACACCAGAGCUUAUCAUGCACGCUCCUCAGAAGCGCCACACCUUGAUGGACAUGGGUACCGCACCCAGCCUCCUCUUCACCCCCGCCCCUAAUUCCGACUCUAGCGCUACACCAACGCCAGAAUACCGCGUUGCCAAACCUUCUACUCUACUUCUCAGGCGCGCGUCGGCAUCCGAAAGGAUUGCGGUCGACCGCGCCCUCGCGGACAUCGUCUCUGAACCUCUUGCCACUGCAAGGAGCAAGGUGCAGCUCUCAUACACGACCAGCUCGGGCUACGACUCCCGCCGCACCUCGAUCCUCGACACCCCCAAGUUGCGCAGGCGACUCAGCUUUGCCGAUUCUCGUACUUCCCUUGACGUGUUCGCGUCAUCCGAGAUUCGUGGCGCCGUGCUCCCUUCCCGUCCAGUCUCCCGCGUCCGCCCUACCACGACCAUUAUCACGGACGGCGGUAUUCCGUUCGACCUGGACAGUGCAGACAUUUCGCGCAACACGUCGUUCUCGUCACUAAGCGACAUGCCGUUGCGAGGCCGCCGCUCGUCCAUCUCCCUGCGCCGUGGAGGACUGAGUGGUCUGGACAUGACGCCCAACGUGACCCCGAUUCGUGGCGAGCGUGGCCACCGCCGCCAGAACUCGUCCAUGACAUCCCUUAGUCGGGAUGAACGGCGGACAGUGGCGCGCGCGAAGUCUAUGCCCUCGUCACCCAUCACGCCUGCUCGCCGACUCACUGAGCCUAUGCCAGAUGACGCAGUCAUCCGUGCAGCUCUUGCAGAGUCGGUGGCCACGGUCAAGAAGCCCGAGCCCAGGAAAGCCGACUCGGCCCCAAACGUCAACACUGGGCACCAGCGUCAGUGGUCGCAGUCGACCGAGGACAGCUUUGUCCUUGUGCCCGAGGUCCUCGCCCCGCAGCCCCAACUUGCAUCCCCGCCAUCACGCGCCUCCGUCCUCUCGACCAGCAGCAUCAAGCGUUCGCUCUCGAUGUUUGGUCGUCGUGGCCCAUCCCUCUCCUCGCUCAGCCCACUCGACGUCGAUGACGGCGAUGACGGCGCCACCAAGUCGAACAACUCCAAUUCGGACUCACGAUCUUCCAUGUGGGGCGGCCUGACGCCCUCCACAUCACUCUCGCGCCUGCCUUCUCGGACGCCAUCUCGGACGCCGUCGCGCACGUCGCGUUCGGUAUCUGCCAACAACCUAUCUGUCCACACCACACCCGAUACCUCGCCCACUACGCCCAAGCGGCGUCGCAGCAUUCGCCUCUUUGGCCAACUCCGUGGAUUCACUCCCAUUUGA